Messenger RNA from Bipolaris victoriae FI3, 255 nucleotides. RefSeq lists its product as hypothetical. The record is from RefSeq and is a predicted model, not a curated record. The transcript has a single exon. NCBI's taxonomy places the organism in Eukaryota, Fungi, Ascomycota, Dothideomycetes, Pleosporales, Pleosporaceae. The annotation marks the transcript as partial.
UCAGUGACCUGGCUUGUUGCGCCCCAACCAAUCGGUUGUCGUGCAGCUUGCCAUGUGAUGGGCAGUAUUUCGAUGUUGAGUGCUUCCACAACUGCCAGAAAUCUUAUCAUGUCCAAGUCAUCAGGCUGUGAUUCGGCGGAGGUCAGGGCACUCUCUGAUAAGAAUCUAUGGUUGAGCAAAGUCGACUGGGUUAACAUCUUACUGUGUGGCUUUCAAAGGUCGAUUGAAUGGAGAGUUUAUCUUCUAAUACAAUAG